Messenger RNA from Dovyalis caffra, 369 nucleotides. NCBI's taxonomy places the organism in Eukaryota, Viridiplantae, Streptophyta, Magnoliopsida, Malpighiales, Salicaceae. The record is from the annotation of a GenBank genome assembly.
AUGGGCCAUUCGUACCACACCGAUGGAUUAACAUGUUUGGCAAUGGGCUCUGGUUCAGGAUCAACAGUUGCUCCUACUGGUGCAGAGAAUGGUUCUAUCAACAUUGUAAAUAUAGCAACCGGGAAGUCACCUGUAUUGGGGUUGCACGAAGUGCUCCUUGGCUUGCAACUGGAGGUGCAGGUAAUAAGCUCAUUAUCUGGGAUCUGCGGCAAUUAUGAUCCAAUAGCAGUAACUGGGAACUGCGUCAGCAUUCAUGGUUUCACAGCAUUUGGGACCGUGAGGUGCAUCGAGGCUGAGUUCAAGUACUUGAACGUGCAAUGGAGGAGCGCAAGGCGCUCUGUUGCUGACGCAACGUUUGUCGAGGUUUAG